Liolophura sinensis is the source of this 5636-nucleotide messenger RNA. Its product is annotated as protein kinase C delta type-like. Gene Ontology annotation, biological process: protein phosphorylation. NCBI's taxonomy places the organism in Eukaryota, Metazoa, Mollusca, Polyplacophora, Chitonida, Chitonidae. The record is from RefSeq and is a predicted model, not a curated record. The transcript is spliced from 19 exons. Gene Ontology annotation, molecular function: ATP binding; diacylglycerol-dependent serine/threonine kinase activity. Bases 403 to 2511 code for a protein of 702 amino acids.
UUCGGUGUGGGUGUGAUCCCACGGAAAGUAAGGACAAGAUCGUGCUGUAAAAUGUGCCGUUCGAACUUUGGAUACGUCUUAGCACUAAGAUUCUAAUUACUAGCGUUGCACAGCUUUAUACUUAGAGAAGAGCGAAAGAGACUCCAUUUUAUUCUUUUUUCUCAGGACCUAAGCCAUUCUUUCGGGGAAACAGGUUCUAGCAGCAUACAUUGUAAAUUGAUGCUUGUAUGGUCGACCAAUGAGGCCUGCUGAUGAGCGCUCUGCAUACGGAGGAUUGAGCUACAUGUAACCUUGUUCAGAUGUACUUUUAGCUGCUGACAAGAGGGAAGUGUUUUUCUUUGGAGGAGAGAUUCUGCAGACUCAGACUGUGUGAGUAAAGGUGGUCAGGACAACGGCAUCACCAUGCCAGGAGUUGGGUUCAUCCGUGUGAAGCUCCUUCAGGUGGAGAAGGGUGAAGGGAUGGUGACAGCGCCUGGAGAAGUCUUCGACCCAUAUGUCGCUGUCAAUGUAAAGGAAGCAAUCAAUUCUCCAGGCCGUGGGUUGCAGUUAGUGCAGAAGAAACGAACCAUCUACCCAGAAUGGAACACCUGCUUUGACUCCCAUCUGUAUGACGGAAGAGUCAUCCAGAUGAUUGUUAUGGAAAGACCAAAUAAGUUUAUAGCAGAUAUCAGUAUUGGUGCUCGUGUCUUGGCGGAGAAAUGCCAAAAUGGGGGAGUGGCAACAGUAUGGUUGGAUUUGAAACCAGCUGGUCGCAUUGAGGUCCAAAUACGAUUUUUCUCAGAAGACAUGGAGGCUGACAGUUUUGAAGGCAAGAAAACUGCCAAGGAGCAACUGCGGGAAAAUGCAAGUGUUCGAGAUCAGGAACCCAAGGGUGGUAUAAGGAGGAGGAGAGGAGCCAUGAAACAACAGAGAGUCCAUGAAGUUAAUGGACAUGAAUUCAUAGCAAAGUUCUUCAGGCAGCCAACCUUCUGUUCAAUCUGCACUGAAUUUAUCUGGGGUUUAAACAAACAAGGCUACUGUUGCAAGUUGUGUAGUUGUGCAGUACACAAACGGUGCCAUGAUAAGAUUCUCGGAAAAUGUCCAGGCAGUGCCAAAGACAGUAGAGAAACAAAGAUGCUGACUGAGCGGUUUAACAUUAACAUCCCCCACCGUUUCAAGGUCAACAACUAUAUGUCUCCCACAUUUUGUGAUCUUUGCGGAUCAUUGUUGGUGGGACUGUUCAGACAAGGUCUGAAGUGUGAAGUGUGUGGUAUCAACUGUCACAAGAGAUGUGAGAAAAACAUGGCAAACCUGUGUGGUGUAAAUCAGAAGCUACUGGCAGAUGCGCUGCAGCAGGUGCGGACAAGUUCAGGAUCAGGAAGGCUGCCAAAACACCCUCCUUUGUCAUCCACAUCCUCAUCUGCACCAUUAUUGGACGAUGAUGAUGAUUCAGAAUGCUACGAGGAGAUUUGGGCCAAACCAGAUGCCCCUAUCAACCCCCCAGAAUACGACACACCAGCUUUUCCUCUUAGAAAAUACAGUCCUAGUGACUUUGUGCUCUUAAAAGUUUUGGGCAAAGGAAGUUUUGGAAAGGUUAUGUUAGCGGAACUCAAAGGACAUGGGAAGUAUUUUGCCAUCAAAGCCCUGAAGAAGGAUGUAGUUCUGGAGGAUGAUGACGUUGAGUGUACAAUGAUAGAGAAGCGAGUGUUAGCACUGGGCUGUAAGCAUCCAUACCUCACCCACCUCCACAGCACCUUCCAGUCACUGAGUCAUUUGUUCUUUGUGAUGGAGUACCUGAAUGGUGGAGAUCUGAUGUUUCACAUACAGACAGCCGGAAUGUUUGACCUGAAGCGUGCAACGUUUUAUGCAUCUGAGAUUUUAUUGGGCCUUCAAUUCCUUCAUUCUAAAGGAAUAAUUUACAGAGAUUUGAAGUUAGACAAUGUUUUAUUGGACAAGGAUGGACACAUAAAGAUAGCAGAUUUUGGGAUGUGCAAAGAAAACAUAUACGGAGAGAAUAAAGCAACAACCUUUUGCGGUACUCCAGAUUAUAUAGCUCCAGAGAUUUUACGUAACGCAAAGUAUAACCACUCUGUGGACUGGUGGUCAUUUGGGGUAUUGCUAUACGAGAUGCUGAUUGGACAGUCACCGUUUCACGGAGAUGAUGAGGAUGACCUGUUCCAGUCUAUCCUUCACCAAACACCUCAGUACCCACGGUCAUUAUCUCGGGAAGCUGCUUCAUGUCUUAGUCUGUUGUUUGAGCGAAAUCCCACUGAGAGGUUAGGUAUGCCUAAUUGCCCUGCUGGGCCAAUCCGGUCACAUGCUUUCUUUGCCAAAGUGGAUUGGGACAAAUUGGAGAACAGGGAAGUGGAUCCUCCCUUCAAGCCACGGGUGAAAUCACCAAGUGAUGUGUCUAACUUUGACAAGGACUUUACAAUGGAGAAGCCUCAGCUUAGCCAUUCUGACAAAGACUACCUGAAAACAAUGAACCAAUCAGUGUUUAAGGGUUUCAGCUUUACCAACCCAACCAUGUGAGCGUGAGAAAGGCAGGGGCAGGGCUGGUCAACAGAAAUGUCCUGCUUUUUGCUGAAUCCCCAUGGUCUAAGCUUUAUGAACUUUAUGAUCACCAUUGUACCAUUUAAUGUAGGAUUUCUCUUCUCUAAGUGCAAGAAUGUUAUAAACAAAGUCUAAUCACUCCUUAUGAUACACAUGUAUAGUAUUUAAGCCCAUAUUUUCCACCUUCAGUUGUAUAUUUAAUUAUUAUUCGCAUAAUUUUGUCAUCACUGAAUGGUUCUUAAGAGUUGCACCUUCAUAAUCAGAAGACAUGUACAUGUACUGUUGGUAUAGUGUAAAUUUUCAACCUUUUCAACCACUAUAAUAUAUAUAGUGUUCAUAAAACUGUGCAGAUUAUUUCUCUACAACUCAUACUUUUCAAAAUAUUGGUCACAUUGGUGGUUGAAAAGGCUGAAGAAUUAGGGUACAUUUACGGAUAUCUCCCAUUGGCUGUCUUGUUAUAUUUAUCAUAUUCAGUCAGUAGUAGUUUUAACUUUUCAUAAAUUUAGUUAUUAAAGUCUUCAGGGCUUCAACUGUGCCCUAUAUAUGUCCUACAUUUUUAGCUCUCUCCUAUAUUUUCCUAAGGAAAGGACAAAUAUGCAGUAAAGUGGCCAACUGAAUUAUUGGUGCUUUUUUCAGGGCCUUUAUGCAGCCUUUGGACUCUUUGGCUUUUGGGUUUAGAUAAAUAUCAGUAUGUGUAGUUCUGAUGCUUGCACCUGAAAAAGUUAAGGCUUCAGUCACCAGAAAGGUCAUAAAACUUGGCCUCGUCUUUUAGGCUGACAUAGUACCAUUGUGAAACAUUAAACAGUCCUCUGUAGGGCUGGAAUAGUAAUUCGGGACAUGCAAUAUGUAAAGGACAAAGAUUCAGUUUAUCCAGGCGUAGUAUAAUUUGAGAUUUCUUUAAAGUUGUGUAUGUAAACAGGGUUUCCAGGGUCUUGAACCCUUGUCUGUUGGGCAGAGAUAUGUGUGGUAGUUCCAUGACUUCAGUCACUCAAAUUUAUGAUAUUCCUUCAGCCUGAGUACUUUAAAUGUGUCCUUAUUCGGUCUUUAUGUCCUAUACUUGUCCUGUAUUUCUCUGAUAAGCAUUCUAUAUUUAGUUCUGUAUUUUGUCUGGUAAUCAGUGGAAGCCCUGAAUUUCACAAUGUUAACAUUUGAUUUAUGUGUCUGAUUCAUUUUCCCAAGAGUUUCAUUAAAAGUUUUGGGAGUACAUAAAGAUGUAUAUGUGUAUAUGCCUAUACCCAUUAUUAGAACAGUGUUCUAAUGAUGUUAAGGAAGCAUAUUUCAGGAACUAAUGUAUUAUUUAAGUUUAUUAGAUUUAUAAUUUGUUACUGGUAUAUAAAAGUACGUGUUUAUCUAUAUGUACAAAAGUGAAUGUUACAUUUGCAAAUACUGAAUUGGCUAUCGAGUUGUAUAGUUUUGCUCCUCAGAGUUUCUGUUUCCACUAUCCCCACAGGACCGUAAAUGUUAGUUAUCUAAAUCUUUAAAAAACACUUUGGUGGGUAGAGAGGGUGGUUGCUUUGGAUUUUAAAAUUUUUUUGGCUAAAGCCUGAAGAUAAUGAUUAAGCAAACAAAAAUCAAAAUGUAUAUGUACAUGGAUAUUGAAUGUUGUGAGUUGAAAGAUGUGUAACCUGUGUUCUGUACGUGCCCUAGUAUCAUUCAGAAGAUGUUUGUCACAUAAAAUUCUGUUAAGAAUAUAUGAAUGUAAUUGAAAUUUACCAAAUAUCGCUUAUAGACAUUGUAUUUCGAUUAAAAUUAUCGUGACGGGAAGUGUAUAAAACUUACUUAGUCAAACUACAAAAUAAUUUAUAAAAUUAGUUUUUGAUUGCUGUUUAAGCCCGUACUUAAGAUUUUUUUUGCUUUCUGUUUUGGUCAGUUUUUGUAAUUAUGUGUAUCUCAUCUCAAUUCUACAACUAUCAUAAAUUCGGCUUGAUCGGGACUGAUGCAAAUGAUGAAGUAUCCUAUUUUGGAUUGUGUAUACAUGUAAAUGUUCUUUCAAAAUUUGUCUUUUAUUAAUCUGUUAUCGACAUUUAACAUUUUUUUUAUUUGACUUAAUAGAUUUUAACAAGUAGAUUUUGUCCGGGAGGUAAAUUUUAGCAUGAAAAGUAAUAUUUUGAAGACCUUUAUUUGCCUUUUUGAAGACCUUUAAAAAUGCACUUUUUAUGGGAAUUAUGUGCAUGAUAUUUGGCUCUCAAAAAAAUAAAAAGAAUAAAAACAGACAUAAUAAAUCUCUUUAACUGUGUUCACAAGAUCCAAUCUAACAAAAAGCAAUUUCUCUCCCCUGUCCACCAGGUAAAGACUUGAUAUUGAUCAGCAAGUCCAAUAAGACCCAUAGAACAGAUGUGUUCGUUGUAAUUGUGUAAUGGAUUGUACUUUCUUUUGAUAAUGUAUACAUGUAGUUCACUUUGUAUGAUCUGAUGUGUUGGAAUGUUUUUAAGCCUGGUCUAUUAGUCUAUUACUACUGAUGUUUUACUUCCGAAUAUGUUCCCUUUUGACUGUGGUGGAAUGAAUUUAUAAAUUCUGAAAAUUAAUGUAUACAUGUAUUUUCUAAAUUUUUUAGCUUUUCUACAUUUCAGAACAUUUUUGAUAAUAUUCACUAGAAAGGGCUGUUUUUUAAGUCUGCUCGUUAGCGUGCAGAUGUGAUAUGCCUGUCAGCAUAAUGCAUGUUUUUAAAUAUGUUAUAUCUUUUCUCAAUUCAACACAGAGGUCUUUUUACUAUGUGAUGAAAUAUGUGACAUACUCCAUAAAUGUUUCAUACCAAAAGGAUAAAACCUUUCAUCUUGCAUGGACAUAUAAUGGAAUAAUCUUUAUUAUAUUAUAGUACAUGUAACAAAUUAACCCAUGUAUGAGUUAUAUGCUCCUGUGCCUUUCAAUCUUGUGAUCUUACUCUGUUAACCAAUAACACUCGCGUUAUUGCCAAGUCUGUGCCUGCAUAUACAUGUAAAUUCGCCUCGUGCCUAUAGCAUUCACUGUUGUUAAUGAUAUAUGUUACUAAUGUUUUCAAUAUAAAAUGGCAUUGCACAACGAGUGUUUUCUGUGGCAAUGGAAUGUUGUAAAUAAUAACACAUACCAAGAUGUGUAUCAUCAUUACUAUCGUCGUAAAGGUCAGA